AAUAAAAAUUUUACCGUUUUUUCUGUGCGUAGGCUACUAACGGUGCCGGCUUCCUCAGUCCACUUUCACUCUUCAUUCACUGAAUUUUCAAUAUCUUAAUUAUCAGAAAAGUAUUGUCCUGUUAGAGUGGCCUUUGAUUUUCGAAAAAAUGGCAGAUGUUGUUUUGAACCAUUCUCAAAGGAACUUGAGCAGCAAACCAUAUCUCAAUGAAGUUUUCAUUGUAUCUGCUGUUCGUACCCCAAUCGGUUCCUUCCAGGGGUCUUUGGCACCUUUGAGUGCUACACAACUGGGUGCUGUGGCUAUAGAAGGUGCAAUUGAACAUGCCGGUGUACCCAAGGAUGAAGUCAAAGAGGUUUACAUGGGCCAAGUAUGCCAAGCGGGAGCUGGACAAGCUCCGGCAAGGCAAGCAACAAUCUUCGCUGGUCUUCCAAAAUCAACGAUAUGCACCACAGUCAAUAAAGUAUGCGCUUCUGGUAUGAAAUCAAUAAUGUUAGCUUCACAAUCUCUUCAAACUGGAGAACAAGACUUGGUUCUUGCCGGAGGAAUGGAAUCUAUGUCGAAUGUGCCUUAUUAUCUCAAGAGGGGUCAGACGCCUUACGGUGGAGUUAAUCUGACUGAUGGUAUAGUAUUAGAUGGGUUGACUGAUGUGUACAAUAAGUUCCAUAUGGGAAACUGUGCCGAAAAUACUGCUAAAAAAAUGGGAAUAACUCGAAAAGACCAAGACGAUUACGCUAUUUCAAGUUACAAGAGGAGUGCGGCUGCCUGGCAAAAUAAAGCAUUCGCAAGUGAACUCGUGCCUGUCAGUGUCCCCCAGAAGAAAGGAUCACCGGAUCUUGUAGUGACAGAAGACGAAGAAUACAAGCGAAUUAAUUUCGAGAAGUUCACCAAGCUAAACACUGUUUUUCAGAGAGAGAACGGAACUGUUACUGCAGGAAAUGCGUCGACGUUGAACGAUGGUGCAGCAGCUUUAAUACUUGCUUCAUCAGCAGCUGUCAAAAAACUUAACCUCAAACCUCUGGCCAAAGUGGUGGGUUUCGCAGAUGGCGCCACUGAUCCGGUGGACUUCCCAAUCGCGCCGGCUGUGGCCAUUCCUAGACUUCUUGAAAAAACUGGUGUUAAGAAGGACGAGGUGGCUCUUUGGGAACUGAAUGAGGCUUUCAGCGUUGUGGCAGUGGCCAAUCAGAAACUCCUCGAAUUGGAUCCUGCCAAGAUCAAUGUUCAUGGGGGUGCGGUAAGCUUGGGACACCCCAUUGGUAUGUCGGGGGCUAGAAUCGUCGUUCACUUAGUCCAUGCCUUGAAACCGGGAGAGAAAGGAGUUGCAGCCAUUUGUAACGGAGGAGGAGGCGCUUCUUCGAUUCUUAUCGAGCGACUGUAAGUUUGGAAUGCUAUGUGCAAUGAAGAUCGUUGAGCUGAUUUUAUUUACCUCAAUUUUAUUACCCGUAAUUCGAAAAUUUUAUAUUCUGCAUGUUUAAAACUGACUUAGAAUUUUAUACGAAUGUAUUGUUAUAUUUUUGUUCGCAGUAUAUUUGGAUGAAGAUAUUUAUUUUGAAAGGUCUUUGGUUGUUACAUGGUGUAGGUUAUCAAGUAUUGUUCGGACAAGGCAAAAGUAUUUUUAAGGUUAAAAUAUGUACAAUUCGAUAAAUUAUUUAAAUAUAAUUUUAUACACUU
This is a messenger RNA of Coccinella septempunctata (seven-spotted ladybird), 1668 nucleotides long. RefSeq names its product acetyl-CoA acetyltransferase, mitochondrial-like. The record is from RefSeq and is a predicted model, not a curated record. Lineage: Eukaryota; Metazoa; Arthropoda; Insecta; Coleoptera; Coccinellidae. The transcript is spliced from 4 exons. The coding region runs from base 149 to 1375 and encodes 408 amino acids. Gene Ontology annotation, biological process: fatty acid beta-oxidation. Gene Ontology annotation, molecular function: acetyl-CoA C-acetyltransferase activity.